Molecule: messenger RNA, 3093 nt
Organism: Grosmannia clavigera kw1407
Lineage: Eukaryota; Fungi; Ascomycota; Sordariomycetes; Ophiostomatales; Ophiostomataceae
Exons: 4
Coding region: 1-3093 (1030 amino acids)
Source: RefSeq, a predicted model, not a curated record
AUGGGUGUCGAUGCCGACGAGCUCAUCUUCCGCCCGUUUCGGGAGGUAGCGGAACGUGGCAACGAGGCCGUAGCCAACAUCGGCGAGGCAGGCGACGAUCUCAAUGGAGACGCAGCCGGCGCCAACAGCCUCCUCGCCAAGGCUGGACGGGCUCUGGUAAAAGAGGGCGAGCGGGCAAUGAAACGGCUGCAGCCUGUCUGGGACGGCCAGGCGGAAAAGUAUGGCAACGCCUUCAAGGAAGCGAUGUUGCAACAGGACGACAUCGAGAAGAAGAGGCUGCAGCUGGAGGACCUGUUGUACGACUUUGAAGACUACAUCGAGCCCGACACGUUUGAUGGCGACCGGUUUGCUGCCGUGCAGGCAGCCACGCGCUCGCUGGCUUUAGACGUCAUCAACCACGCCAAGCGCAUCAAGCUGGAGUCGCCCCGACGAGAGAGCACGGCCUCGCAGCUGGCCGCUGCAGCUGCGGCCACCAUUGCGUCGACCCGGGGAAUGACGUUUCCACCACUGCCACCGUUACCCCCGGUGCCAUCAAUGCCACCGAUGCCGCGAUCCUCGCUAACGACGACGAUGCAUCCCCGCGCGCUCACGUCUAUUCCCAUUUUUACACCCACAUCACCUGUAGCCGACUUGGCAGCCGCCCUGGGCGACGAGGACACCAUCCCUGACUGCGAUGCGCCCCAUAUCAACUACAGUGGCUCCAGCAGGCUCGAGAGCCUGCUGGAUCUUCGGCGCCGAAACACGCGAGGCUCCACGACGACAUCCAGCUCUCGCGGCUUCGAAGACCGCUUCGUCGGCGACGAUGCCUUUAGCAGUAACGACGCAGUGCGCAUCACCCCAAGCAGGCCUACAAUCAUCGAUGCUACAUCUCACCCAUCGCCGCCUCAGCCUCUAUCCUCUACCACGUCACCGCUGCUAUCUUCGGCUGCCAUCCCGCGCACCUCCGCUUGGGUGCGCAACCAUCAGGCCUCCAUCACGGGACGCGCGCGCUCCAGCGUGCGAGGCAAGACGUCGCGCGAGACUAUGGCUACGGAAUACAGCAACAACGAGAGUCCGUUGAUGCUGUCGCGAUUCAGCUCGCUGACUGUUUCCGGGGCCGCCUCUGUCUUUGACCACGGCCUGGGAAGCCCGGGCGGGAUGACCGACUCGCGCACCUCCUACAUGCCCUCAACUGCCAACAGCUACACGUCUGGGUCUCCCAUCAUGGUCUCGCCAAGCUGCGUACCGGCUCUGCCACCCGCGACCGAUCCCCGCGAUCCGCGCAACGCCCUACACAUGACGUCUGUCACCCUCCCACCACCCUUCGUCUCCCCUAGCCUGCCUCCUAUCCGGUCGGUCCCGUCGGCCGAGUCUGUCCAGUCAGUUGUGUCGUCGCCCGCGCUCUCAGGCCGAGCUGAGCGGAACAUCUUGUCUUCCACCAGUGUGUUGCCAUCUCCAGCGCUGUCCCCUCUGAUGCCUUCCCAGAGCAUACAGGACUUCAUUCGGUUCGACCCAUCACCCUUGAUGCCGCCAAUCAGCCUUCCAAUGUCACACCAGCUGGCGCCACAGCAGGAAGAGGUGCGGGAUGGAGAAUACUGGACUGGCUCAUUUCAUCGUCCGUACCAGCAGCCGGAUCAGACGCCGGGUCAGUUAUUGCAGUCGUCGGCCAUGAGCGUACCGGCACCGCUCAGUCUGCUGCCGGCUACACUGCCGUCGGCCCCCUCAGACAGCCACUAUGACAACGGCUUGAUGUUGGCGGAAGAGAGCUCGAACGCCGGGUUGCAUGGCGGAUCGGAGGCUGACACAGGAACGAGCCUGGAUUUUCCGAUAACGCGCGGGUUUGUGCGUGAACCAGAUUGCAGCAUCGGGCCCAGUAGUAGCUUCGUCAAGCUGGGCGGAUUUUGCCAGGGCGCCGAGUCGUUCCGGCUGGGCGGACACUGGCAGGGAAUCAAGCAGCAGGGUGGCUAUGUUGCAACAACCAUCGGCCGCUGCGUCGACUGUGGCUAUGCCCACAACUACGAGGAGGUUCGGCUCGAUAUGGAGAAGAAGCCCGAGGCCACAUUCACCAAGGCGGGAGGGGUGCGUUUUCGUCUGCGCCUGCUCUACAAGUCACACCUCAGCAACCAUCUGGCGUCGCAGCGCCAGGCUGAGAGCAACUAUGCAUGCGUGUUUUGCGUACAGGCUGGCGCUACGGUGCGAGAGGGCGAUGCCACCGUCUUCACGACGCCCGACCAUCUGUUACUGCACCUGGCCCGCCACCCACAGCCUUUGCCAGCCGUGCCUGGCAUCAGUGUUGUGUAUGGCGAGAUGGCUGAGCCGGAUUCGGAGCUGGCCAACGAUUUCGACCUGCACCUGGUGCGGUCACCCAUGCCUAUACCAGUACCCCCGACGGUCGGUCAAGCAGCUGUGGCUACGGCAGUGUGCGACCACAUGCAGCGGUACGGGUCGAAGAAGCUGAUGCGGCCGCCUAGAUAUACCGAGGACAUGCUGCACUUUCUGGCAGGCGCACGCAUCGUCGGGCUCAUGUUUCCAGAGGCGUGGGAAGGCAAGUGGUGUUUGGGCUGGCACGACGGCUUCGUGGGCGCCUUUGCAGCCAAGGCCGUGCAGAUUGAGCCGCCACGGAAGAGCGAGAUCCCGAUGGAGAGCAGUAGCGGGAUGAAGGUGACGGCGAGGUGGAAGUGGAAGCCCAAGGCAGCACCAGGCAGUACAAGAGGUGGACACGAAGGGAAAGGCGGCAAGAGCGGGAGGCGAGGGAACGACAGCGAUGACGAGGGCGUGAACGAAGAUGACGAUGGCGCCAAUAGUGACGCUGCCUCUGUCUGGCUCCACUUUGACAAGGGCGAGACGAUCUUUAACGUCAAGUGCCUGUACGCGGACUACUGGUGUUGGGCCGGCACCGACAGCAAGGGCCGCUACGGUGUUUUUCCACAGUCACAUAUCCUAACGGAGACGCUGCAGCAGGAGAUGUUGGCGCCGCAGCCGACCAAAACUGGCUGGUCGGCCAAGAGCUUCUUCAGCAAGGGGGGGGCUAUCGGCAGCACGCGACGGCCCGUGAGCAGCAGCGCUUCAUCGUCACUAACCAGCAACAGCAUGGGCCAGACUCGGCGGUCUUGA